Sipha flava (yellow sugarcane aphid) is the source of this 663-nucleotide messenger RNA. Its product is annotated as piggyBac transposable element-derived protein 4-like. The coding region runs from base 1 to 663 and encodes 220 amino acids. The record is from RefSeq and is a predicted model, not a curated record. Lineage: Eukaryota; Metazoa; Arthropoda; Insecta; Hemiptera; Aphididae. The transcript has a single exon.
AUGCCUAAACUAACAUCGAAACUUGAAGUUGGUCAAACAGAAAGUCAACACACAACAACUAUGCUAGCUACAAGGUGGAAAGUUAGAAGAGAUGUUUACAUGUUGACAACACAAUUUGAAAAUAAAAUGAUUGCUAUUGGUAAAAAAGAUCAUCAUGGAAACCAAGUAAAUAAACCUCUAUCUGUGUUGAAAUAUAAUGAAAAUAUGGGUGCUAUAAACAAAACAGAUAUGUUGUUGAGCUCAAUUGAAUGUGUGAGAAAAACCAUAAAAUGGUAUAAGAAACUGUUUUUCCACCUGGUAGAUCUAUCCUUACUAAAUGCAUAUAGUUCAUACAAGACUAUUACUGGAAAACAUUUACCAUUGGCAAGCUAUCAGUUUCAACUAAUCCGAGAAAUGCUAAUAAAAUAUUCAAAGAAAAGUGCUUUGAACAAAACAAGUCGUCCGCACAGCAGUGAUACUGUGAUACCUAUGCGAUUGACAGAUAAACAUUUUCCAUCCACUGUACCACCAACAUCUAAGAAGACAAAUCUUCAAAGACGGUGUUAUGUAUGCCAAAAAUUUAAAAAUAAAAGAAAAGACACAACAUUCAUGUGUAAAGAAUGCGAUGUUGGGUUAUGUCCAGCUUCAUGCUUUGAAAUAUAUCAUACUAAUAAUAAGAUUUGA